Epinephelus lanceolatus (giant grouper) is the source of this 7074-nucleotide messenger RNA. It is a transcript of the gene myom2b, whose product is annotated as myomesin 2b. Gene Ontology annotation, molecular function: protein binding. NCBI's taxonomy places the organism in Eukaryota, Metazoa, Chordata, Actinopteri, Perciformes, Serranidae. The record is from RefSeq and is a predicted model, not a curated record. Gene Ontology annotation, cellular component: M band. Gene Ontology annotation, biological process: sarcomere organization.
UCCUUAUAAGGCCUCAGGGAGAGGCAGGUGGGGGUCGUUGGAGACGGGUGGUGGUUUUGUUGGCCUGGUACUUGGUUUAGGCUGACUCCCUGUGGAUUCAGGCUGACAACCGAAGUUGCUGCAAAGGAAAUCUCAAGGGGUCAGUACCUACAGUGUCACCAUGUCAGCGUUGAUCAAACGUGGGUCGUACAACCAUGAAUACCAACACAAACAGAGGAAAUAUGUGGUUAAAGAGUACAGCAGUUCUGAGGCGAUGGAGGAAAGCUAUGAGUACAAAACCAAGGUUCAUGUCCAGGAAAUGGUAAAGACAAAGAGGCUGGACAAAUAUGUGCAUGAGGAGCCUAUGAUCAGGGGACCAAAGUUCCUGGUCAGACUCAGAUCUCACACCGUGUUUGAGAACACCCCAAUCCAGCUCUUCUGUACCGUUGAGGGCUACCCCAUGCCCUCUGUAACUUGGUAUAAAGAUGGUACGAUCCUGGGCAUGUCCUCUGGACAGUACCUGGUUAAAGCUAAAGGUGGAAUGCACACUCUUGAGAUCCCAAGAUGCACCACUGAUGACACCGCCCAGUACACUGUUGUGGCUUCUAACUCCCAUGGACAGGCUUCGAGUCAGGCCACCGUCAUUGUCAAGAGGUUCAAGCAGGAAGAGGAGUCCUGUUCAUAUGCAUGGCUGCCUUUCUUACCCGCCAUGCUUCCCCAGAUCCAUUACACUAAAAUCCACAUUACCUUUCUGGAUAAGUUUGGCCCAGUGUUUGCCUCUGAGGGAGGAUCUGCCACGCUGACUGCUACCAUGACCCUGAGUCCCAACCUGGCCAACCUGCAGCCUGAGGCACAGUGGUACAGAGAUGACGAGCGUCUGUUUGAUUCGAAAUGGGUGAAUAUUACCACUGGCAGAGGAGUCAGCACCUUGACUAUUCCACACCUGUACAAAGAUGAUGAAGGCCUCUACACGCUGCGCAUGGUGACUAAGGGAGGCAGCGCAGAGCACAGUGCAUUUGUCUCUGUCGCAGAUGGUCCUCCCCCAGUCCCUAAUGCACCUGGUGCUCCUAUGGACAUCAAGAUCCACGAUGCCAAUAGAGACUAUGUCAUCGUGUCAUGGAAACCCCCAAAUACCACCACAGAGGGACCAAUCCUGGGAUACUUUGUGGACAAGUGUGAGGUUGGAACUGAAAACUGGACUCAAUGCAAUGAUCACCCCAUAAAGAUUUGUAAAUACCCAGUGUCUGGGCUGUUUGAGGCACACUCCUACUACUUCAGAGUCAGAGCAGUCAACUCGCAUGGCAUCAGCAAACCAUCCCGCAUGUCUGAUCCUAUCGCUGCACUGGACCCCACUGAGUUUGAGAGGCUCCAUGCCAAAAAACUUGGAGGAAAACUAGAUGUUGUGUCUUACCAUGAUGAAGUUGAAGCUGAGGGAAAGCCUCCAGGUGCUCCAUCAGGAAUAUCUGUCUCAGAAAUAGACAGGACAUAUGUUGUUCUGAGCUGGAAAGGUCCUGCUUAUUCCAGCAAGGCUCCCAUGUGGUACUACAUAGAAAAGUGCAUGGCAGAAGGUGGUGCGUGGCAGCGUGUUAACACCCAGGUUCCUAUUCGAUCUCCCCGUUACGCCGUCUUUGACCUAGCAGAGGGCAAACAAUACCAGUUCAGAGUUUUGUCUGCCAAUAUCUAUGGAAACAGUGAGCCAUCGGAGCCAUCUGCACUUAUUGAGACUCUGCAGCUCAAAGGUGUGCCAUCUGCUCCCGGUCAGGUGAUUUCUACCAGGGAAACAGACACCUCUGUCCUCAUCCAGUGGGCUGCUCCAAAGGAACCCAACAAUCUGAUUGGCUACUACAUUGACCAGUGUGUGAAGGGCUCCAAGGACUGGACCUCAGCCAAUCACAAACCUCAUAGACACACCAAGUUUGUGGUUAGCGGUCUGACCACAGGAGAAACCUACAUGUUCCGUGUCCAGGCGAUCAAUGAGCUUGGUCUGAGUGAUGAAUCCCAGGAGUCUGCACCUCUGACUGUUAAGGCUGCCCUCACCCCCCCCUCCGCUCCUUACGACAUUGCACUGCUUAACUGUGACGGUCAUUCAAUGGUUCUGAACUGGAAGAAGCCUCUUAACUCUGGAGGAGCAAAAAUCAAGGACUAUUAUGUGGACAAAAGACGCAGCGGAACAAGCAUGUGGAGGGAGAUUCACAUCCCACCAAUCUCUGACAGACUUUACAAGGUGGACGGCUUGACAGAGGGAGCAGUCUAUCAGUUCCAGGUGUAUGCAGCCAACUUGGCUGGCCUGGGACAUGCUGCCAAACACUCAGCUGACUUCACCUGUGAGGCCUGGACUAUGCCAGAACCUGGCCCUGCCUAUGACCUGUCUUUCAGUGAAGUGAGGGAUAAGUCAGUGGUGGUCGAGUGGCAGAAGCCUAUCUAUGUUGGUUCUGGACCAAUCACAGGUUAUCAUGUUGAGUAUGCUAAGACGGGCACUUCUGAGUGGACCACAGCCAACGAGAAAGCUGUCAGUCACCGCUUCCACAAGGUAACAGGUCUGGAGGCAGGAGCCAGCUACGUGUUCAGGGUGCGUGGGGUCAACGCUGCAGGAGUUGGCAUGGCUUCAGGGCAGUCUGACCCUGUGACUGCCAGGACUUUGGAAGGCUCCCAGGAAGUAUCCUGCGUUGUGGAUGAGAAAACAGGUGACAUUGUUCUGUCAUUCGAGUCCUGCCAACUCCACGAGGGCUCUCAGUUCAUCUGGAAGAAAGAUUACAAAGAAAUUACAGAUUUCUCCAAAGGAAUUGAGAUUAAGACUGAAGGCAGCCAUUCUAAAUUGAUCUUUAAGAGCGCAGAAAAAGAGGACUUUGGGACGUACUCUGUUUCUGUCACCCACACAGAGGGAGUGUCAUCCAGCUACACUAUCACUGCUGAAGAGUUGGCAAAGAUGCUGGCACUGAGCUAUGAUAUCAGACAUCCAAUCAUCCCGCUCAAAUCAGAGUUGGCCUAUAAGAUUUUGGAGAGAGGCAGGAUGAGGUUCUGGCUGCAGGCUGAAGAGAUUUCUUCCAAUGUCACCUACAAAUUCUUUGCCAACAACAAGGAACUGUCUGGAGCUGAUCCGAACAAGAUGGGUCAUGACGUCUCUACAGGUAUCAUUGAGUUCAUCAUGGACCAUUUCACUGCAGAAAAUGAGGGGACAUAUACCUGCCAGAUCACAGACGGAGGAGGCAAAGGACAGAGUUCAUUGGUUCUGAUUGGAGACGCUUUCAAGGCCGCGCUGGCUGAGGCUGACUUCCAGAGGAGAGAGUACAUCAGAGUCAAGGAGGGUCCCCACUUCAGUGAGUUUCUCUCACUUCAGGUCGGAGAUGACUGCUCUGUCACUUUGGUCUGCAAGGUUGCUAACUUGAAGAAGGAGUCAGUGUUCCACUGGUUUAAAGAAGACACUGAGAUCAUCCCUGAUGUGAAGCCUGACCUGGCAUCAGGAGUCUGUAAACUGCCAAUUAAACUGUUUUCACUGAAGACAGCAGGAAUUUAUAAGGCCACCAUCAGUGAUGACAGAGGAAAAGACAGGAGCCAAAUUGACAUCUCCGGAAAAGUCUUUGACGAAGCCAUAAACAAGAUCAGCCAACUGGCUGGUGCCAGUGCAGCAGAGCUGGUGAUUAACUGCACAGCAACAGGCAUUCAGCUGCAGUGUCACAUGAAGUAUUACACCUCAGAGAUGAACAUCACCUGGUAUCAUGGUGAGACUAAACUCUCCCACAGUGACAAGAUUGUGAUUGGAGGAACCCCUGCUAUGGCAACCAUGGAGGUGAUUGAGCCGGUGGACAAGGACAAAGGAUCUUACUCCAUCGUGAUCACCGACCCUGAAACCUCACACAAACGCACAAUGGACCUCAGCGGUGAAGUAUAUGAAAAGGCCUACGCGGAGUUCCAGAAACUCAAGGCUGAGGCCUAUGCUGACAAGAACCGUGGUAAGGUGAUUGGAGGACUGCCGGAUGUGGUCACCAUUAUGGAAAAGAAGACCCUGAGUUUAACAUGUACAGUGUGUGGGGACCCCAAGCCUCAGGUUUCAUGGUUGAAGAACGGAGCUGAUGUGGAACCUGACGAUCAGUACGUGGUCUCCCUGGACCAGGGCAAGUUUGCCAGUCUGACGAUCAAAGGUGUUACCAUGGAGGAUUCUGGCAGAUAUAGCAUGAUUGUCCAGAACAAAUACGGAGGGGAGUCUGUGGAUAUAGUGGUCAGUGUGUACCGUCACGGAGAGAAAAUCCCAGAGGCAAAGCCAACUCUGACCCCUAAAACAAUCAUCCCUCCCAAGCUCCCCAUUGAGAUGCCUCAGCCCAAGGCCCAGCCAGCUCCUAGCCCUGCCCCCUCUGCUAGCCCCGCCCCUCCUAAGGCAGCCGGAAAAGGAGUGAAGAGUCCCACUCCUACCAGGAGGAAGUAGAAAGCAUGACAAUCAAAAAUGAAGAAACAUAUUCACACACUGGUGCACAUGUAAACCACACAAGCUUUCAUUGGCAUUCUCUGUUUGGACUAAUAUUAAAAGCCUUAAAUGAAAUGGAGCUAACACACUUGGCGUUAAAUUAGAGAGUCAAGAAAACACAGAGCUAAAGUAAUAUUACUGUUAAAGCAAAAAAAAAGAAAAAAAGAGUACUACUGUGAUAUCAAUGUAUGAAUACAAAACAACUGUAAUGGAUAAAGAAUAAAAGUAGUUCAUAUCUGAACAUGACUUAAUUAGAAAUGACUGAUUUAAUUGAAAUGAACUGAAAAGAAACUUGAAUAAAGCUGAAAUUUCAUUAAAACUACUGCUGGAAAAAGACUGAAAUGUGUUUUAGAUUGAUCCUGGAAUGUAAGAGAAGCAGAGCAAUUAAACACGUUUUACCAACAGCCCCGUGUACAGAUGAAAACAACAAAUCUAAUGUAUCUAAAAUAAGACAAUUUUAUAUAUGUAGUAUAAUCAAACAGACAUGUAAUAGAAUAUAAUAUAUGUCAUCACCAUGGAGACAUGGUGCCCCUCAAAGCAACAAUCACUGUCUCAAAACAUGUUACAACACAAAAUAUGAUAUAAAAAACAUGAUACUUUAGGAACAAUCGCUUUGAUAUGCUCAUUAGUAUCCUGCUGUAAAGACAUUUUUCACUGAUGGUGUGCCCCACAUUGUGCCUAAUGAAUUGAAAUUGGCAGACUUUCUUAAUUUCCCUGACACACUGUGACCACCACCUUUUGAAGAUGAGGCCAAGCCAAGAUGUGGCCCUGUGGAGAGAGGUGGGCCCCCUCUGCCUACAGAGAGGGGCGGCUCCGCAUGUGGUCAAUGGUUUGGCUCGGCAUCAUGGUUGUGAGAUGUGUUUUAUACAUGAAAGAUUUCGUUUACAUGUUUCAGAAAAUCAUUCUCAUGUUAUGCUCUCUGCAGGAUGUAGUUACACGAAACAACAGUAUUAGUAUCACUAACAUCAAACAAAAUGAAUGUUCACGCCAUCUAGUUUUUACCCUCCUUACAACUACUGUUGGUAACAUUCAUAAAAAUAACUUUUGUCAUAUUUGCUGAAACUGUCAGUAUUCCAGACACCUGCAGGAGAUCUGUGAAAAAAAUCUUCUGCCUCCUGUUUUUGCGUCUAAUGGCAUUACUGCACCAGAACAAAACCAAUUGGAGCUGAGGAGUCUUUAACGCAGCUGUCAAUCAUGUCAAUCACUGCUCAUGAACUGACAACAUCAAGCUGUCAAAACUAGGGAGUGGUAAUUAAAUAAGAAUCAAGAUUCUGUUACUGCAUUGCCUAAUCCUCACCUCAAAUGUUUUCAGAAACAUGUUUUAGUGUACUAUUUAGCUGUAAAAUGAGAAAACUGGGCCAGCCGGUGGGCAGUGUUUGGUGCAUCGCUCUACUAUUUCCAGCAUGGCAGCUUGGUCACAAAUGUUCUCAUUUUAAUAAAUAUAAUAAUACAUUUAGGAAUACAUUUUAUUUAUAGCUGCCUUUUAUGACACCCAAGGUCACCUUACAGGCAAGGCUCGAGAAAAUAACAGCAGAUUAAAAAGUCAGGAUAUGGAUGAUAAGAUAAUAACAUAACAAAACAAGUGAAGAAAAUUCUGUGUAAAUGAUGGAUGUGUGUGGCUAGAGGGAGUCAUACUGACAAGGUUAUAUGAAAGAGAUGAGUUUUGAGGUGGGAUUUGAAAGUGGAGAGAGACACGAUGUUGAUGCUCUAGACCCCAUGGUGGUCACAGCUAAACAGUACACUAAAAUAUGUUUCUGAAAACAUUUGAGGUGAGAAACAGGCAGUGCAAUAACAGAAUCUUGAUUCACAUUUGAUCAGCGCUGCCUAGUUUGACAGUUUAACUGCAGUUCACGAGCAGUGAUUGACAUGAUUGACAGCUACAUUAGCAGUUCAUCGGCUCUAAUUGGUUGUCAGUGCUCUGUGGUAGCCAUUACAGGCAGGAAGAGGGACAUGAUUUUUUUUCACACACUAUCUGUCUCAUUUUGUGAAUUUAGUGACAGUUUCAGCAAAUAUGACAAAACGUCAAUGACACAAAAGUUACAAACUGUAGCUUUAAAGAAUAAUGGAAAGUUUCACAAAGACUGUUAACACAGGUACAGAGAGAAAUAGGUCGGGCUGUACAAAGCCAUCAUUAUGCUCCCACCUCUGUCAACUGAUGGCUGCAAAUAUACAACACCGUCCUCCUUAACAUCACCAUGGUGAGAUAUUGAACAUGCCGAGGAUCAGCUGGCAGUGAAUCACCACUUAGUAAACCCGAGCCGUGGAGCAGGACUGUCACACCAACACUGCCACCACUGAAAACUGUCAUAACCGAUUUCUGCUUAAUAUCGACUCUGACUGUAAACACCAAGAAAUAUUUGGGGAAAAUCUACAUGUAUUCUACCUUACAGCUAAAUAUCAAUUAUGUACAGUCCUCCUGGUCAGCAGCCAAGAGCAGAAAGAGCCCACGCUGCUAUAAGUAGUCAGGUUUAAAGUGCAGGAAGUAGUGAUGGCAGAGCUGAUGAAAAGAUGGCUGAUGAGAUUUGUGGUUCAUUAAAGCUGAUGAGAGGAGAAGAGCAGACGGAGUGGAGAAAGGGAGGGAGGAGGGUAACUUCAUUGUUUCUGUGUUUGCUGUUGCUAAUAAAAGAAAGAGAUUA